Messenger RNA from Tetrahymena thermophila SB210, 1485 nucleotides. RefSeq lists its product as hypothetical. The transcript is spliced from 10 exons. Gene Ontology annotation, molecular function: zinc ion binding. The record is from RefSeq and is a predicted model, not a curated record. Lineage: Eukaryota; Ciliophora; Oligohymenophorea; Hymenostomatida; Tetrahymenidae.
AUGGAUGAUAUCAUAAAUUUGCAUAUUUUAAAGUCUGGUAUUUAAUUAGGUUUUGUUUAUAGUAAAAUACUUCAAAAAUCAUUAUUUAAUAACUAGCUGUAAGUAAAUAAAUAAUUUAUAAAGUAGAAAGAGACUCUGACAAAAAUGGGAGGAAGCAAUUCAACAAGCCAAUAACUUUAGGAAAAAUAAUUAUUAGGUAAGAUAGAUCCUGAGAAUAUUCCUAAAUGCAAAGAUCAUUAGGAGGAGAGUUUGAUGUUUGUUUGCACUGAUGAGAAAUGCAAAAAUAAAAUGGAAAUAAUUUGUAGGGUUUGCGUUUCAAAGUAAAGAGACAACAUACAUCGAAACCAUAGAGUGUAAAGCAUCAAAGAAAUAAUACAGGAGGUUAUUAGUAACUUUAAAAGAUUAGAUGCUUUAGGAGUAAAUAAUAAUAAUGGAAAUUUAAAUAGCAGCAUAAAUAUGAACUCUAAUAUAUCUAGCAAUACACCAAAUAGAUCAUUUAAUAAUUUAUCUAACAAUAUUUUAACUUAAGGCAUUCCGAGUGAUUAGGAUAUCGAAGAAAGUUUCAAAAAAUUAGCUUAAGAUUUCAUGAUACUUUCUCAAAAUUGCAAGGAAUUAAGUGAAUAAAUUAUGCACUUUUUAAUCUUAUCAAAAGAAGAUGGAAAGAAAAUAGAAAUAGAAAAUACUCGUGCACAAACUAAAAAAAUAAUAGUUGAUAUAUCAAAUAUGUGUUCUAACCCAAAUAUAUCUGGUUAUUAACAAAGUGUAAAGAAACUAGAAUAGUAUUUAAAGUUUAAUGGGAUUAAGGCAAAAUUUAUAGAUAGCGAUGGUAAUCUCAAGAAACAAGUAAAAAAAGGUACAUCAGAUUGGCUUAAUAGCAUUUGGGAAGAAAUGAAAACAAUGACAUAAGCAGUUUUAAAUAUAAAGAAUAUUGGGCCACUUCCUUCUUACGUAGAAAUGUUGGAAUAAAUGUAAAAAAAGGUUAAAGAAUAAUAAACAUAGUAUUAGCUAAAUGAAUAUUUAAAAUAGUAGUAGUAUCUUCAAGAAUAGCAAUUAUUAAAAUAGCAAGAACUAGAAGAGCAAAUGAGGCAAGAGACUCAAAAAAGAUAGGAAAUCGAGGAAUUUUUACGUCAACAAAAAGAAGAAGAAGAAAAUGAAAUUAAGAGAAUAUAAGAAGAGAAGAUUAGAGAUUUUUAGUCACGAAAGCAAUCACUUGUUAGGCAAAGAGAUAAUUUAGUAAAUCAAAUGGAGUAUCAUGUUCAAAAUUGCCACAACAACCAUUGCAAAUAUGUUGAAUGGGUAACGAUUCUAGAAUAUUUAAUUCUAGUUUAUUUGAGAAACGAUAUUUUAACAUAUGACAUUCUAUCGUAAAAAGGGAAUCGAGGUUUAUUUAUUUUGAAGAGAAUUCAAUAGUUAAUCAUUACUAAUUUUAUAUAUAAAAUGGCGAAAAUAUUAAAAUCAGACACAAGUAAAAAAUUAAGAUUUUGA